GUUGUUAACCAACAAACUCUCUGCAGCCUAAGGGGUAACCACUCCCCAUUCACUACCUUUAUAGUGUGUUCCUGUGAAUUUCUUUGUGUGAGAGCCUUUCUAGCAAGAUUGAAGUUGCAGUUGGCCUUUGACAACUUAACUUCGAGGUCUUUGAUUGCAUAAUGAAAUAUUGUUGUUCUCCUUGUCAGAAUCAAGGCGCAGCCACCGCAACUCUUGUACUUGAGCAAGGUGGGCUGCCUGGGCUUGCGAGUGCUGUCUUCUGCAGCGAGGCAUCAAAGGCUAGCUCGGGCUUGAAGUUGACAGGAAGAUAUGCAUUACGCAGGUUCUCAAGGCCCACAGAGUUUGUAAGGACUAUCCAGGAGAGUCGAGGCAAUCAGUGCCUGCACGUUAGCAAACACACUUGUGGCAGCACAAUGCGCCAAUUUAACUGCCAUCCCUUCAUAUU
Molecule: messenger RNA, 445 nt
Organism: Serpula lacrymans var. lacrymans S7.9
Lineage: Eukaryota; Fungi; Basidiomycota; Agaricomycetes; Boletales; Serpulaceae
Exons: 4
Source: RefSeq, a predicted model, not a curated record